Messenger RNA from Aphis gossypii (cotton aphid), 2339 nucleotides. RefSeq names its product DNA-directed RNA polymerase II subunit Rpb4-like. Gene Ontology annotation, molecular function: nucleotide binding; translation initiation factor binding. The record is from RefSeq and is a predicted model, not a curated record. Gene Ontology annotation, cellular component: P-body; RNA polymerase II, core complex. Lineage: Eukaryota; Metazoa; Arthropoda; Insecta; Hemiptera; Aphididae. Gene Ontology annotation, biological process: nuclear-transcribed mRNA catabolic process, deadenylation-dependent decay; mRNA export from nucleus in response to heat stress; transcription initiation at RNA polymerase II promoter. The transcript is spliced from 2 exons. The coding region runs from base 329 to 745 and encodes 138 amino acids.
UUUCAAAUUUAUUGAUAUGAAGUUGGUGUCAACCAUGAACUAAGAUAUCUUAAAAUAAAUGUCAACUGCGAAAAAAUUGUUACGAAUUUCACUUUUCAGGAUUGGCAGCUUUGAAGUUGAUAAAAUCAAAAAAUAUGUAUUCGUUAUUAUCAUUUGAUUAUUUACUUAUUUAAAAUUGUCAUGUUCAGUUCAUUUAACAAUUUAUUAUUUUAAAAAAAUCUACUCACUAAACUGACAUACUCAUGUACUACCGUCUACCACUGAACUAAAUAUUUCAUAUAUUUAGUUCAGUGCAUACUACACAUAGUGCACAUUCCUAGUAUUCACUAUGGCGCAACAUAUGAAUGCUGCUGUAGACGAAGACGCCGCUCUGUUACAAUUUCCCAAAGAAUUUGAAAACGCUGAAACUUUACUUAUUUCCGAAGUUAAUAUGUUGUUGAAAUUUCGCAAGAAUCAAAAUGAAAGUGCCGAAGAAGAACAAGAAUUUUCGGAAGUGUUUAACAAAACACUGACAUAUACAGAACAGUGUUCCAAGUUCAAAAACAAAGAAACCAUUGUUGCUGUAAGGAAUUUACUUGCUGGAAAAAAAUUGCACAAGUUUGAGUUGGCGUCAAUUGGUAACUUAUGUCCUCAACUUGCUGAUGAAGCCAAAUCACUUAUACCCAGUUUGGAAGGUAGAUUUGAUGAAGAUGAAUUACAACAAAUUCUAGAUGAUAUACAAGCUAAAUUAAGUAUUCAGUACUAAUUAAAUUGUACUAAUCACUUAAAAAAAUUAUAUCAAUAUUCACUAGGAAUAAGAGUUUCAAAUCAUUUUGCUUGAGUCAAAUCCUUCAACUCAGCUCAGUUGCUUUGUCGCUAAUAACUCUAUUGGUCACCCAUGAUAGACCUGACGCCGGGUGAUGCUUGACUACAGCAUCAUUCAGUAAUUGCGUCCAAAAACUUUUUGUUUUUUAUGAUAUUAAUAAAAUUAUUUAAACCGAUAUGACAUUCAGAUUUUGAAUAUGUUAUCAAUAGGACUGGGAUUUUGAUACUAUGUAAUUUUUUUCCUGAUGUUCCAGCACGUAUAGGUUCAUAAGCAGAAAAUAUAUUUUUAUAUGAUACUGGUACUAUAUUUUUUAUUUUGCAUUUUUUGACAAAUUAAAACAUUAAAUGUAUAUUGAGAGCAUUUUUUUAAUGUAUCCAUAAAUUCAUAAAUAUUUAGCAAUUUGAUUCAAAACUUUUUGUAUGUAAUUUAUUUAAUUGUUUAAACUAGAUUAUUAGUAUUGCAAUAAGUAAACACAUGGCCAUGUACAUAUUUUAUCAGAUAAUGUCAAACGUCUAGUAUAAAUAGAUCAUAAUAUAUUCACCAAUUACUGUAUUCAUAUUUAUAAUUUAUAAACUAUAAAGAAUUACAGAAACUAUAACACUACUAUCUCAAGUAAUUUUAUUAGUUUUCUUUACUAUUUUACUUACACACAGUUGCACAUAAUUUUACUUAAGUUGUGUUUUUGUACAUUUUGUUGUGUUUCUGUCUUGUCCAAAAAUGAAAUCAAUUGCCAAAAUAUGUCAAUAAAUUCGGUAGAAUUUAUUUUCCUCAGAUGGUGAAAUAUUUUUUUGCAAAAUAUGUAAAAUAUAAGUGGCUUCUAAAAAAAAUGUACCAUAGUACAACACAUUUCAUGUGAAAAAUAUGUACAAGGAAUACAUCGCCGAGAAGUUAAACCAGACUAACAGGUACCUAAAAUACAAAGUUUUUUAAAAGAUAAUAAAUUGUCUCUAUUUUGUUAUAAUCUGACUAAUGCCUUUCUUUCGGCCAAUAUUCCAAUAAAUAAACUUGAAAAUCCAAUAUUAAAAAAUAUUUUAGAGUACACUGAUAGGACAUAGGUCUAUUCUUGACAGAUCUUCAAUAAGAAAAAACUAUAUUAGUAAAUGUUACAAUGGAUAAAAUAAUUCAAUACAAGAUAGAUAAGAAAAAUUAGGGUUUCUUCGGAUGAAACAACAGACUCAGAACUCAGUAGACCAUUUUGUUGUAUACUUUAUUAUAAGUACUUUAGAAAUUAUUUCCACUGAAAAAACAUUUCUUUUAAACUGUGAAUUUUUAAAAAAAGUGAAUCAGUCUAUUGUUGCUAAAAUAUUUAAUAAUGCUCUAUAUAUUGACCAAAAAACAUUAAAUAUGAUAACAUGUUAUUAUUUGUAAGAUUAAAAAAUUAAAAUUGUUGCACCACAAUAUAUAAGGAAGCCCGAAGACCAGCAACGGCAGAUGUACCUUAGCUAUCAACACCAGAGCACUUUCACGACAAUCAGCCACUUAUUAUAUUAGUUACAUGUAUUUUGUUUUUAUGUAAUAAAAACAUUAUUCGUUA